AUGUGCGAUGAGGAAGUAGCAGCAUUAGUGGUAGAUAAUGGAUCCGGUAUGUGCAAAGCCGGAUUUGCUGGUGAUGAUGCACCUCGAGCUGUAUUCCCAUCAAUAGUUGGACGACCAAGGCAUCAAGGUGUCAUGGUCGGUAUGGGUCAAAAGGAUUCAUAUGUAGGCGAUGAGGCUCAGUCGAAGAGAGGUAUUCUAACACUAAAAUAUCCAAUUGAGCAUGGCAUUGUCACAAACUGGGAUGACAUGGAGAAGAUCUGGCAUCAUACUUUUUACAACGAACUUCGAGUUGCUCCCGAGGAACAUCCAGUACUGCUUACCGAAGCGCCGUUGAACCCAAAGGCAAACAGAGAAAAGAUGACCCAAAUUAUGUUCGAGACAUUCAAUACUCCGGCUAUGUACGUUGCCAUCCAAGCUGUUCUGUCGUUGUACGCAUCCGGUCGUACCACUGGUAUUGUGCUUGAUUCCGGAGAUGGUGUUACUCACACCGUACCAAUUUACGAAGGUUACGCAUUGCCACAUGCAAUUUUACGUUUGGACCUCGCUGGACGGGACUUGACAGAUUAUUUAAUGAAGAUCCUCACUGAACGUGGUUACUCGUUUACGACCACGGCUGAACGAGAAAUUGUGCGUGACAUUAAAGAGAAGCUAUGCUACGUGGCCUUAGAUUUCGAACAGGAAAUGGCAACUGCUGCAUCGUCAUCAUCUCUCGAGAAAUCUUAUGAAUUGCCUGAUGGUCAAGUGAUUACCGUUGGCAACGAAAGAUUCCGAUGCCCAGAAGCUCUAUUUCAGCCAUCUUUCCUGGGUAUGGAAUCUGCUGGUAUUCAUGAAUCAACAUACAACAGUAUUAUGAAGUGUGAUAUUGAUAUUCGAAAGGAUCUGUAUGCUAAUAUUGUCCUAUCCGGUGGCACGACUAUGUAUCCAGGCAUUGCUGAUCGAAUGCAAAAAGAAGUAACAGCUUUGGCGCCAAGCACAAUGAAAAUUAAAAUUAUUGCACCACCAGAACGCAAAUAUUCCGUAUGGAUUGGUGGUUCUAUCUUGGCUUCUCUGUCCACCUUCCAACAGAUGUGGAUCUCGAAGCAAGAAUAUGAUGAAUCUGGCCCAUCAAUUGUGCAUCGUAAAUGCUUCUAA
This is a messenger RNA of Brugia malayi, 1131 nucleotides long. RefSeq names its product actin 1, putative. The transcript has 6 exons. NCBI's taxonomy places the organism in Eukaryota, Metazoa, Nematoda, Chromadorea, Rhabditida, Onchocercidae. Gene Ontology annotation, biological process: mitotic cytokinesis. The record is from RefSeq and is a predicted model, not a curated record. Bases 1 to 1131 code for a protein of 376 amino acids.